Messenger RNA from Jaculus jaculus (lesser Egyptian jerboa), 1289 nucleotides. RefSeq names its product NADH:ubiquinone oxidoreductase subunit A9 (gene Ndufa9). The record is from RefSeq and is a predicted model, not a curated record. Gene Ontology annotation, molecular function: protein-containing complex binding. Gene Ontology annotation, cellular component: mitochondrion. Bases 37 to 1164 code for a protein of 375 amino acids. The transcript is spliced from 11 exons. Lineage: Eukaryota; Metazoa; Chordata; Mammalia; Rodentia; Dipodidae.
GGGAAAUGAAGGCGGCCACGGGCAUUGUGGGAAAUCAUGGCGGCCGCCGUUCACUCCCGGGUCGUCCGGGCAUGGCCAAUGUCACGUCCCACCAUUGCUGCGGCAGCAACGUUCCCCGGGCCGCCCCGUCGCCAGCUGCACUAUGCGCUCAUACCUCAUGGGAAAGGCGGGCGCUCCUCUGUCAGCGGGAUUGUGGCCACUGUGUUUGGAGCAACAGGAUUUCUGGGCCGCUAUGUCGUCAACCAUCUCGGACGUAUGGGGUCACAGGUGAUCAUACCCUAUCGGUGUGACACGUAUGAUUAUAUGCACCUUCGUCCCAUGGGUGACCUGGGCCAGCUUAUCUUUCUGGAAUGGAAUGCGAGGGACAAAGAGUCUAUCCAGAGAGCAGUGGAGCGCAGCAACGUGGUCAUCAAUCUGGUCGGCAGGGACUGGGAAACCAGAAACUUUGAUUUUGAGGAUGUUUUUGUGAAGAUUCCUCAAGCAAUAGCUCAAAUUUCCAAAGCAGCUGGCGUUGAGAGGCUUGUCCACGUGUCCCAUCUCAAUGCUGACAUAAGGAGCACCUCGCGGUACUUGAGAAAUAAGGCUGUUGGAGACAAAGAGGUGAGAGAUGCAUUUCCGGAAGCCACGAUCGUAAAGCCCUCGGACAUGUUCGGAAGAGAGGACAGGUUCCUCAAUCAUUUUGCAAAUAUCCGUUGGUUUGGUGGUGUGCCUCUGGUUUCCUUGGGCAUGAAGACGGUGAAGCAGCCAGUCUAUGUUGCAGAUGUGUCCAAGGGGAUCAUUAAUGCCAUUAAAGACCCCGACGCCGUAGGGAAAACCUUUGCAUUCGCUGGGCCAAAUCGGUACCUGCUCUUUGACCUGGUGCGGUACAUCUUUGCCAUGGCCCACAGGCCCUUCAUCCCGUACCCUUUGCCACACUUCGCCUACCGGUUGGUGGCUAGACUCUUCGAAAUGAGCCCCUUUGAGCCCUGGACAUCGAGGGACAAAGUGGAGCGGAUACACAUCACAGACAUGAAACUGCCCCAUCUCCCCGGCUUGGAAGACCUGGGCAUUCAGGCUACGCCGCUGGAGCUUAAGGCCAUCGAGGUGCUGCGGCGUCAUCGCACGUACCGCUGGCUGUCCGCGGAGAUUGAGGAGACAAAGCCCGCCAAGACUGUGGACUUCUAGGCGCCACCUCGUCCCCACCCGUGGCCCCAGCAGCCCUGGCUCUUGCGUCAUUUGAGUCACCUGCCUUCUGCAGAGGGUCCUGUACAUAGCAAGCGAGAUCCUCUAUUAAAAUACUUGAGUCCAAA